Messenger RNA from Phymastichus coffea, 3492 nucleotides. RefSeq names its product anoctamin-4-like. The transcript is spliced from 13 exons. Bases 450 to 3101 code for a protein of 883 amino acids. Gene Ontology annotation, biological process: chloride transmembrane transport. NCBI's taxonomy places the organism in Eukaryota, Metazoa, Arthropoda, Insecta, Hymenoptera, Eulophidae. The record is from RefSeq and is a predicted model, not a curated record. Gene Ontology annotation, cellular component: plasma membrane. Gene Ontology annotation, molecular function: protein dimerization activity; chloride channel activity.
ACAGUUGAUGCAUGUGUGCGUUCUGUGGGCGCAGUUACAUUUUUGAAGCUCGAUGUCGUGAUAUGGAUAUCAUUUAUUACUUUAGGAGUUGUAGUUAAUUUAGUUUAUUAGCACUACAGUGUUGAGUGGUUUCGUUGUAAUUAUGAAUAAGAGUUCUACGUAGGUUUCACGUGAUUUGUAGGAGAUUGUCUCAGGAAGUGAUCUCAAACAUGCGUCGUUUACCUGUAAUCUAAUUUAUAUAUAUUGGAUUUUUUCAAUUUUUGUACGUAAAUGGUGAUUACACUUCAUUGCUAACGUGUAAAUUUAAAUUAAUAACGUUCGCUUUUACGAUGUAAUAAAUGUAAUAAGGAAAAGAACAGGAGAUGACUCAUGCGACUAUCCUAUUUAAAGAAUUUUAAAGGUAAACGUGAUGACGUGAAAAUUUGAAUACAUUGGCAUUUUUGUUUAAAAUGGAUAUUUUUGGUAAUGCUAAUGGCUCUAAGGUGGAUAAUGAUGUUCCAUUAGAACUGAGUCAGAGAAUUAUAACUAUAGAGCAAGAUAAUUUUCCUAUCCAAUCAGAUAUAAAUAUAUCAUAUCAAGAAUAUCAGAAUGUCAGUGAUGAUGUUGAUUUUGUUCUUGCCUAUGUUGAAAAUGGCAAUGCUACAAAUGCACAGAAAAGAGAAUUAUUUGAGAGAAGCCUUUUGGAGCAAGGAUUACAAUUAGAGUACGAGGAAAAUCGACACUUGUGUUUCGUUAAAAUAUAUGCUUCUAAAGAAGUCUUAUGUAGAUAUUGUGAAAUAAUGAAACUUAGGAUGCCAAUAAAACCACUGCCAGAUGAGAAAAUAAUUGAAGAAACUGAUUUUCUUGAUGAUGCUAAAUCCUGGUUUGUCCAGUUGUUUAGCUUUGCACAAUUAGAUGCUGAUAAAUUUCCUCCAACUGAAUACAAACUGUCAGCUGAAUAUGCUAGAGAUAAAGAUUAUUUAUUUGAUACCGAGGAUAAAAAUUUUUUCCCUACUCAUAUUCGCGUGAUGAUUGUGGAUUUUAUUUUGGAAAGACAGUGUGAAGGGAUCCAACAAUUAUUAGCAGCAGGUGUUUAUAGCGCAGCAUAUCCUUUGCAUGAUGGUACUACGAAACAAAAAGGAAGCGUCCGUGCAUUACUUCUUGAAGAGUGGGGUAAUGCAAAAAUGUGGAUCAAAGUGCAACCAUUGGAUACGAUUAGAGAGUAUUUUGGAAUAAAUUUUGCCAUGUACUUUGCUUGGCUUGGAUUUUAUACGUACAUGCUCAUCCCAGCGAGUAUUGCCGGUAUUAUAACGUUCUUUUACGGAUUGAUAACUAUAAAGUCAAAUCGUCUGGCUGACGACACAUGUAGCAACUGGGCCAAGAAUACGAUCAUGUGUCCACAAUGCGAUAAGACCUGUGAUUUUUGGAGACUAAGCGAAACAUGUUUAUUAACGCGUAUUACGUAUUUGUUCGAUAAUCCGGCAAUUGUAUACUUUGCGGUAUUUAUCUCGGUAUGGUCAGUGUUUUAUUUGGAAUUAUGGAAAAGACGAGCAGCGGAAUUGAGUUAUCGCUGGGGUUUAGGUCAAUGGGAUCGCACGGCUGAUCAUUCACGACCCCAAUAUUUAUCGACUUUAGCUAAUAUUAAGAUAUUCAGAGUUAAAGAGAAGAUAAAUCCAGUUACAGGAGAAAAGGAGCCACACGUUAGUUUUUGGAAAGUACGGGUACCUGCGACGUUCUUUAGUUUUUCCGUAGUUUUAUUGCUAACUGCCUUAGCACUUGCAGCUGUAUUUGCUGUGGUACUGUAUCGAAUGGCAAGUAUCACAUCGACAUCACUAUUUGGCCAUGAUAUUGGCUAUAAUAUUAGCCAAUCUAACUAUAAAACUUUCGCCAUACCAGCUAUAGCAGCAGGCAUCAAUUUAGUUUGUAUCCUAGUACUAAAUUUCAUUUACGAUUGGUUAGCGGUAUAUUUAACGGAAAUGGAGUUGUUAAGAACACAAUCUGAAUUUGAUGACAGUCUUACACUUAAGGUUUAUUUAUUCCAAUUCAUCAAUUACUACGCUUCAAUAUUUUACAUCGCAUUCUUGAAAGGAAAGUUUGUCGGAUAUCCAAUGAAAUAUAAUAAAAUACUUGGUUUUCGACAAGAGGAAUGUUCGCCUGGAGGAUGUUUACUAGAGUUAUCAAUUCAACUAACGAUUAUAAUGAUCGGUAAGCAAGCAGUAGCUACAUUAUUGGAGAUGGUCCUACCAAUAUUGUUGAAAUAUUGGGCGCUGUUCCGUAUUCACACUGGCUUGAAGCAAAAAGAUCCUAUUGUUCCACGUAAUCAGUGGAUACGUGACUUAAAACUGUUGGAUUGGAGCGUCAGAGGACUGUACGACGAGUACCUCGAGAUGGUAAUACAAUUUGGAUUCAUAACACUGUUUGUAGUAGCAUUUCCAUUGGCUCCAUUGUUUGCUCUUGCAAAUAACGUGUUUGAAAUGCGCUUGGAUGCGUCGAAAUUUUUGCGACAUUAUCGUCGACCGGUGCCUCGUCGAGCUCGUGAUAUUGGUAUCUGGGGACGAAUCCUUGAAGCUUUGGCGCGUAUAUCCAUUACCACUAACGGCUUUAUUAUAGCAUUUUCAUCAACCUUUAUACCUCGUUUAGUAUAUAUGGCAGUAGUUAGUCCUGACAAAACGGACGUUGGUUUUUUAAACCACAGUCUUGCUGUUUUUAAUACUAAAGAUUUUGCUAACAACACCGAGCCUCUUAACAGUUCUUUUGAAAACGUCACUACGUGUCGCUACGCUGAGUAUAGAAAUCCUCCGGACCAUUUCGAAUUACCAUACAAAAGACCGUCUAUCUAUUGGCACAUCUUGGCUGUUCGAUUAGCUUUCGUUGUAGUUUUUCAGAAUGCAGUGGGGUUGAUAAACAUGGCUGUACAAUGGAGCCUCUCGGGAAAUCCACGAAAAUUGCGAGAUCAAAUGAAACGGGAGACGUAUUUGACGGAAGAAUUGAUAAUCAAACGUGAAGCUGAAAGAGCUAGAGAUAACAUGGAUUGGGAGGAUAAACAAUCGAGUGUCAGUCCUAAUUCUUCGAUCAAAAAGAGAAAAUCUUACAUUCGUGAGACUGAAGUGUCGGACACGUAGUUAUGAGUUAUACAUUGGUUUAGAACAAAUUUUGAUAUCAAUUUAUGUUAUACAUCAAUUGAAUUGAGUAUAUUUUUUUACUUGAUACUUGUUACAUUUUUUAACUCAUCUCGUUUGAUAUAGAGUUGUUUUCAAGUAGCUAGAUAUAAGCUGUUGACAACUUUCGCGAGGAGAACAUUUCUAAUUAUCUUAAAGUAUUAUAGUUAACUUAUAACGCGGUUUGAUAUUUGCGCAAAUCACGAAAGAACAUUUUUCUAUACUUAUUUUUUAUAUAAACACUGUUUUGUUAAAAUAUUCCCAUGUUUAUGAACCUAUGAAUGUUACUGAAAUUGUAUAUAUCGAUAUGGUAAAACUUAAUGGAUGUACCACGAGUCUACAAUAAAUUUUGCAU